UCCUGACGCUGAGGAUUCUGGGAAGGAAUGGCUUCCUGGGUAAAGUACAAUGUGUGUCUCCUGAGGAGGACGGUCCGUAUUCUGAUCUCCGGCUCUCGCUGGACCUUCAAAGAUGGGGGAAUCGCAGGUUUGGAGUCGCCUGUAGAAGGUGUCUGAGCUCCGGGGACGAGCGGAGGACGCAGAGAUGGAGUCCGCCAAACGAAUCCUGGUGUAUCUGAGCAAAGAGAGUUCUCUGCUGCAGUGUGCCAGGUUUGUGCAGGGUAUCACUGGGCACUUUUCCUCCGAGGACACGGCUGUCGUGAACUGUGGACUGGACCGGGAUCGGUUUGUCAUCUCCGAUCGGCCAUUCAGCGGUUCCAGCGGCGUCCGGCUUCAGAGGCCGUCCUUCUGCCCCAUCAAACACCUGAACCCGGACCAAGCCGCCCGCCUGCCAGAGCAGAUCCGUCUCCGAGGUGUGGAUGUGGGAGUCGCCAUCUUGCUGCAGACAGCCAACAAAAAGGUUCUGCUGACGAGAAGAACCAAAACCCUCAGCAUCUUCCCCAACGUCUGGGUACCACCCGGUGGUCACAUGGAGUCAGGAGAGCAGCUCCUCGAUGCCGGGCUGAGAGAACUACAGGAGGAGACUGGGCUGGACCUGAGGAACGAGACUCCGCCCUGGAGGAUCCUGGGGCUUUGGGAGUCCGCCUUCCCACCGCUGCUGAGCCGCGGACUCCCCACGAGGCACCAUAUUGUCACUUACCUUCUCGUCACCUCCAGCAAAACCCACCAGGAGCUGCAGGAGAAACUCCACCCGGCCGAGGAGGAGGUCAGCGCGUGCGUCUGGCUGGACCCGGAGAUCGCUGAGCGCAUAGUGGCGGCUCAGGAGGGAGAGGAGGAUUCUGGGGAAAACCUGCCGGGGAUUCCAACCUCCAUUCAGGUCACGGAGGUGUCCGGGAAUUCUCUCUCUCGGAGGGACGUGGACGUGUCGGUGUUUUUGAACACGGCCCCGGUCGGCGGGGAAGACGUGGAGCGCGUGAGCACCGGCACCAAAUACGCUCUGGAACUUUGCAGCCCCGCCCCCGAGGAUCCAAUAUGUACAACACCACAGAACACUGAAUAAAUAAAAAGGUUUAUUCCCAUUUAAAAA
Molecule: messenger RNA, 1126 nt
Organism: Rana temporaria (common frog)
Lineage: Eukaryota; Metazoa; Chordata; Amphibia; Anura; Ranidae
Gene: NUDT17
Product: nudix hydrolase 17
Exons: 10
Coding region: 185-1099 (304 amino acids)
Biological process (GO): NADP+ catabolic process; NAD+ catabolic process
Cellular component (GO): cytosol
Molecular function (GO): NADH pyrophosphatase activity
Source: RefSeq, a predicted model, not a curated record